Polypterus senegalus (gray bichir) is the source of this 1327-nucleotide messenger RNA. Its product is annotated as aldo-keto reductase family 1 member D1-like. Gene Ontology annotation, cellular component: cytosol. The record is from RefSeq and is a predicted model, not a curated record. Bases 90 to 1067 code for a protein of 325 amino acids. NCBI's taxonomy places the organism in Eukaryota, Metazoa, Chordata, Cladistia, Polypteriformes, Polypteridae. The transcript is spliced from 9 exons. Gene Ontology annotation, biological process: bile acid biosynthetic process. Gene Ontology annotation, molecular function: aldose reductase (NADPH) activity; Delta4-3-oxosteroid 5beta-reductase activity.
UAGUUUUGUAAUAUGCUAACGAUCCACCCAUGUCCUUAAAAGCAUCUGGAGAUCGUCUAGUUAGUACUUCUAACUAAGAAGAAAGCAUCAUGGCCAUGACAGCUAACAGCCACUGCAUCCAACUGAGUGAUGGCAGACGUAUGCCGCUUAUUGGUCUGGGCACGUAUGCGGAUCCCCAAAAGACUCCAAAGGGAACUUGCUACAAGGCAGUAAAGCUGGCCAUUGAAAUUGGGUAUCGUCACAUUGAUGGAGCUUUGCUGUAUAAUAAUGAGAAUGAGGUUGGACAAGCCAUUCGGGAAAGUGUUGCUGAAGGGAAGGUGAAGCGGGAAGAUAUAUAUUACUGUGGCAAGUUAUGGAACACAUUUCAAUCCCCUGAGUUGGUAAGACCAGCACUGGAGAAAACUUUGAAAGAUUUACAGCUCGAUUAUGUGGAUCUCUACAUUAUAGAACUUCCAAUGGCCUUUAAGCCAGGAGACACAUUGUAUCCAAAAGAUGAGAAUGGAAAACACAUUUAUCACAAAACAGACCUGUGUGCCACAUGGGAGGCAUUGGAAGCCUGUGUGGAUGCAGGGCUGACCAGAUCUAUUGGGGUUUCAAACUUUAACCAUCGACAGCUGGAACUCAUCAUGAACAAGCCUGGAUUAAAAUACAAACCUGUCUCUAAUCAGAUUGAAUGUCAUCCAUAUUUUACUCAACCCAAGCUCCUGGAAUACUGUAGGGAAAAGAAAAUAGUGAUUGUGGGAUACAGCCCCCUGGGAACAUCUAGAGAGUUUUGGGUUAAUUUAACAAACCCACCUUUGUUAGAAGAUCCUCUACUUACUUCAAUUGCAAAGAAAUAUGAUAAGACGACCGCCCAAGUUGCCCUUCGCUUCAAUAUCCAGCGAGGUGUUGUUGUUAUUCCAAAGAGCUUCAAUCCAGAUCGCAUCAAAGAAAACUUUCAGGUGUUUGAUUUCUCCUUGUCUGAUGAAGAGAUGAAUGCUAUUGAAGGACUGAAUAAAAACAUACGCUAUGUGGAGCUUUUAAUGUGGAAGGAUCACCCGGAAUAUCCAUUCCAUGAUGAAUUCUAACAGCUUCUUCUUGCACAAGGCUUUUGAAAACAGAAAAAAAAAAUGUUGUCCAUGAUAAGAAAAGUACAGCAUAAAAGAUGCAGUGCGUUAAUGCUAUGCUCUGUAUACAUGUAUGCUACUUUUAUCAAAUAAACAACGUACAAAGGAUGCUAGUCAGCUUAAUAAAGAUUUUGUCCAAGGCAUAUGAUUAUAGAGCAGAAUAAUGUGAAUGUGGUAAUAUCUCAUUGUCAUAUAGCCAUUUAUUAAAUUUUCUGAACCUG